Spinacia oleracea (spinach) is the source of this 303-nucleotide messenger RNA. RefSeq lists its product as uncharacterized. NCBI's taxonomy places the organism in Eukaryota, Viridiplantae, Streptophyta, Magnoliopsida, Caryophyllales, Amaranthaceae. The transcript has a single exon. The coding region runs from base 1 to 303 and encodes 100 amino acids. The record is from RefSeq and is a predicted model, not a curated record.
AUGAAAGUAUAUGUUAUUGUGCUCAUAGUUGUGGGCUUCCUUGUUGGUGCGCUGCUGUUACAAUUUAUGCUGAGCAGAUGCUCAAAGAAGCAACCAAAUGGAUCCACUUUGCAGAGACCUGUUGUUAUGAGUAGGCAGAGUAGGGGUGUAAAAGAUGGUGAUAUGUUCAUUUUCGCUGGCGCGGCUGCAGGUGGUUCUACUGCUGUUUUAGCUAGCAUAGAUUAUGGUGGUAGCGGUGAUGGAGGCGGUGAUGGAGGAGGUGAUGCGGGAGGGGAUGGCGGUGGUGGAUGUGGUGGUGAUUAA